UCCUCCUGAUCAUAUGCGCCGCAUGCGUCAGACGUGCUGGAUUAUUGUUUUUAAAUCAGCUCUUUUAUGGACUAGUAUUUAAGUAUUUAUCAACAUUUAAUCAGCAUUUAGACCCAUGUUUUAAACUAAUCUUAACUAUUUUGUACCGUGACUCGUUUUGGCAACAUCUGUUCGCGUUUGGACCAUUUUGCGUAAUCGUUUUUAAAUCACGGAACUGAUUUUAAUUAGCAGCGAUCUAAGUCUUUUAUCGCUUUUAAAAUGAACACGAGGCGAGUCAUCGUAGAAGAGGAGUAAAAGUUUCCACCUUUCACCUGCAACGCUCUGCCUCGCUCCGUCGGCGGCAUGACCCUGGGUUCCGUGUCCGCGUCGGAGAGCUCCUCGGCGGUGAGCUUCUGCGCCUGCUGCGGGGCGAAGAUGCUGCCCUACUUCAGCGAGGACGCGGUGGUCAACAAGAACCAGAUCAAUCAGCUCAUCAGUGAGAGUUUCCUGACAGUUAAAGGGGCGGCGCUCUUUCUGCCCCGUGGCAACAGUCCCACGCCAAACUCCACCCCUCGCCUCAGCCAGCGCCGCAACAAGCACACAGGUGACCUCCAAAAACAUCUCCAGACCAUGUUCACUGUGCUGAGGCCGGAGGACACGAUACGACUGGCUGUCCGUCUGGAGAGUGCCUUCCCUCAGGUCACACGUUACAUGGUGGUCGUCUCCACCAACGGUCGCCAGGACACAGAGGAGAGCAUUGUACUGGGCAUGGACUUUGUCUCGUCCGAUAGCUGCUGCUCUGUGGGCCUGGUACUGCCUCUGUGGAGUGACACCAUGAUCCACCUGGAUGGAGACGGUGGUUUUAGCGUUUCUACGGUCAACAGGGUUCAUGUCUUCAAGCCAGUUUCUGUCCAAGCCAUGUGGUCCGCCUUGCAGUCCCUCCACAAAGCCUGUGAAGUUGCCCGUUGCCAUAACUACUACCCCGGGAGCCUGUUCCUCACCUGGGUCAGUUACUACCAGAGCCGGAUCUCCUCCAGCCAGGUCUGCGUCAAUGAGUGGAACGCCAUGCAGGACGUGGAGUCUCACCGCGCCUCCUCCCCCAUCCUCUUCACUGACCUCCCGACUGAAAGAGAACGCACGGAGAGGCUAAUCAAAAUGAGACUCAGAGAAAUCAUGAUGCAGAAAGACCUGGAAAAUGUCACCUGUAAAGAGAUCCGCACAGAGCUGGAGAUGCAAAUGGUUUGUAAUUUGCGAGAGUUCAAGGGGUUCAUCGAUAACGAGAUGAUUGUCAUCCUGGGACAGAUGGACAGCCCCACGGAAAUAUUCGACCACGUUUUUCUGGGCUCGGAGUGGAACGCCUCUAAUCUGGAGGAGCUGCAGAACAGCGGAGUCCGAUACAUCUUGAACGUGACCAGGGAGAUAGACAAUUUUUUCCCCGGGUUGUUUGAAUAUCACAACAUCAGAGUUUACGACGAAGAGGCCACGAAUCUGCUGGAAUACUGGAACGAGACCUACAAGUUUAUCACUAAAGCCAAAAAAGCCGGUGCCAAGUGCCUGGUUCACUGUAAGAUGGGCAUCAGUCGAUCAGCCUCCACUGUGAUCGCGUACGCCAUGAAGGAGUACGGCUGGAACCUGGACACGGCGCUGGAGUACGUCAAAGACAAACGCUCCGUCACAAAACCCAACCCAUCCUUCAUGAGGCAGCUCGAGGAGUACCAGGGCAUAUUGCUGGCAAGCAAACAGCGCCAUAACAAACUGUGGCGUUCCCACUCGGACAGCGACCUCUCCGACCGCUCGGACCCCUCAUGCAAACCCUCCCAAACCCUGACGCGCUCCGACUCCCACAACAACAACAGCAUCCCCUCCUCCCCCUCGUUACAGGACUUCCUAGGCGUGGCCGUUCUCCAGGCUCUGACCUCCAACCCCGUAAGCUCCUCCCCCUCGUCCUCUCCUGACUCCCGCUCCAGCGACGGGGCCGAAUCACCACAUCACGAGGAAGAGGUGAACCCUCUCCUAAACGAGCUACCCCAACCACGCGCAGCUACUGUUAUCCCAGAAGAAAGCACAGAUAAUUCAACUCGUGUUGCCAUAACUGUCCCUUUAGCGUUACCUCACCCCCCGCCUUCCAUCCACAUACUGCCCUCGACUCCCAAGAUGCAACACGCCCAGCUUGCAACAUCGCAACUUGACAAUUCAGUGCCUAAACCCAAACUUUCUCUUGAUUUGCCUGUAAAAAACGGCUCUGAUGACCUAUCUCCACAGACUUUGGGGUCUACAGAUACAGACAUUCAAGACCUUUCAGAUUUAACAAGUGAAAAAGUGUCUCCCCUUAGCCCCGCAGUCUCGGUACCUAUACUUUCUUCCAUUCAAAGCGACGACAAUAAUAACCCAAGUCAUUUGAAUAUGGACAACGCCGUAGAAGGACGCGGGGAGGGUGAUGGUUCGUCCACACACAGUACGGACAGUAUAGAUUUCUUCAGCGCUAGAGAGAAGUUUUUGGGACUAGCUCAAGAUGGGAGACCCCAGAAGCAAACGGAGCAGGGGACACAUGCUACGCUCCUGUCACCAGCCGUGGAGGAAAACAAAGAAACUGAGACUAAAGAAGAUGAUAAACUUGAGAAAGAAAAUAGCCAGACUGAAGACAGUGCUGACCCCACCCAUCACCAUGACAACUGCAUAUCCGUCCGCCAUAUUGUCACCGAGAUCGAAGCCAUAUCGCACGUCGCAUCUUCUCCGCCAACAAUAACCACCUCCUCAUCCACCCCCUGUCUGCAGCUCUCUCACCCGGAACCUCACCUCGAAUCUGGGCUCGAACCGGUCUCCGCCACCCCCCCCUCCACUCUCCAAACUGCCUCCCUGUUGCCCAGCGAGUGGCCCGUCGGAUCUGUUCGGCGAGCUACGAAACAGCUGGAGCAGAAGCUGAAACAGGAGAUGUUAGCUGUGCGAUCUCCACUGCAUUCACCCAGCAAUGAAAACUCUCCCAUGCGUACUCUGCAACAAGCAAACGAAUACACAGACUCUUCAAAACAUGGCAACACUCAGGGACAGGUUGAAUCGCCAAAAUAUUGUGACAAGAACAUUAAAAUACUUGAUGCUUCAGACUUUAUUGAUUCAAGUUGUAGCCAGGAUUUAGGUGCCGUGCAUGCAUCUACUGAAAGCCAAACUGAGAGAUCACUACAGACUGACAGCCAGAUCUUACAUACCUCAACCCCAUCCCAAAGACUGCAUAUUAGUAGCAAAGAUGUUGAACCGCAAAAUGUGAGUCUAGAUGGAGUAACUGUGCAAGAUUCGGACACAGACCCUCAAGUUUUGGGGUGCAGUCCUGAUUGCGAAGCCCAAAAUAGGUUAGCGAGGGGUAGCCAGGAACUUGAGAAAAUACAGCAAACACUAAAGGAGCUACAAGCGUUUCUUUUUGAUGGGGUAAACAUGGAGAAUCAACUUUCUGACAAAAUGGACACUGAAAUUUGUAAAGACACUCUUAGCUAUUCGAGUUUUGACGUUGCUGAAAAGGUUACAGAAGAUGAGAAAUCGCCUGUGCCGACGGGAUGGCACAGAGCUAUCGAACUUGAAGCGAGGCUACGCCAAGCCGGCCUAACCCCGCCUUCGCUAAUGAAACGAUCGGCGUCUUUGGCGAAACUUGACUCUCUUGAGCUGUCUACUAACGAUUUAAACGAUUUGGAUUUGACAUCGCAUACAAAGACUUUAUUAUCACACUCCAGAAAAUCAAAACACAGAAAAGAAAAGCAGAAAGCCUCCAAUUUUGUCCCUCUUUCGUCCAACCAAAAUGAGGAGGGUAAGUCGACGUCUUGUGUCCAAAAGGAUGACGUCGGCGAAGGGGCAGAGCUUGCACAAAAACAGGGAAAAGGACAUGCAGCUUCAUCCAGGCGUUCUCGCAAAAUCUCCACUGAUAAAAAGCAUAGAGCUGUCACUGUGCUGUACAAUACAAUGUAAAAGGACUGGAGUUGGUAUAAACUGGAUUCGAAUGCAUGUAUGUGUGAAAUUGUCAGAUUACUGGCAGUUGUAAGUAGCAGAGUAAAUGUAGAAAUGGAUGCUAGGCUGUUUGCAUGUUAAACCACUGGAUGUGCUAAAUAAACUGGAUUUCAGGUUUAAUAUGAAUGUCUAAAGACCGAAUCAUAUUAUGCAUUAUUACUGUAUGUUAUGUUCUAUUGUUUUAUAACGUUUUUCAGUGUGUUCAGACAGGGGGCGCUCUCUCAAAACAUGCACUUUACACUGUUUUUGGAUGUUGAUUUUCUUUUAUUUGGCGUUUCUUAUCCAGAGUAUUCUUUGCACUGAAGUCAGACGAGGCUAGACGGUCCUCUCUUGUAUCUUCGUUCAGAUUUUUAAACCAGGGCAAAGCUGACAUGUUGUUUCUUAAUAAAGGGCUUUAGCAAUGUCCAAAA
Molecule: messenger RNA, 4379 nt
Organism: Boleophthalmus pectinirostris (great blue-spotted mudskipper)
Lineage: Eukaryota; Metazoa; Chordata; Actinopteri; Gobiiformes; Gobiidae
Gene: ssh2a
Product: slingshot protein phosphatase 2a
Exons: 14
Coding region: 343-3930 (1195 amino acids)
Biological process (GO): negative regulation of actin filament polymerization; actin cytoskeleton organization; protein dephosphorylation
Cellular component (GO): cytoplasm
Molecular function (GO): protein tyrosine/serine/threonine phosphatase activity; actin binding
Source: RefSeq, a predicted model, not a curated record